Messenger RNA from Helicoverpa zea (corn earworm), 999 nucleotides. RefSeq names its product methyl-CpG-binding domain protein 4-like. Bases 176 to 913 code for a protein of 245 amino acids. Gene Ontology annotation, biological process: DNA repair. The record is from RefSeq and is a predicted model, not a curated record. Lineage: Eukaryota; Metazoa; Arthropoda; Insecta; Lepidoptera; Noctuidae. Gene Ontology annotation, molecular function: catalytic activity; DNA binding. The transcript has 2 exons. Gene Ontology annotation, cellular component: nucleus.
AACAGCUGAGCUUCAGAUUGAACGAAUGUUGUUGUUUGUUUACGUUGUUGUUGAAUCAAAAAGUUUGUAUUUGAUUCAGAAUUCUUAUAAUAUAUUCGAUUUUCUUGGAGCUGUGUAAUAAAUUGCUUGCUGAUUUUUGUAAACAAUACCUAGUGAGUUGGCCGCGCAUUGAGAUAUGGAAGACCCGGAUUGCAUCAGCAGGUUCUUCAGUGAAGAGAAAAACACCUUGGCUAUAAGUCCUCCAAUACUCCAGCACUCGAUAUCACCAACAAAGUCAUUAGAUUCCUCACAAGAUCUAAGUCAGGCAUCCAUAGAGUCGGAUGAUCUUAGUCUAUCGCAGUUAACCAUAGACGAACAAGAACCUAUACAUAUACAACCUUUUUUUAACAUCACCCCGAGGAUAAUGCCAGUAUCACCUCAUUAUGUGGUAGAAGAAGAGUUCUCCUCUAACCCCUGGGCUAUGUUAAUAGCAACGAUCUUUCUAACGAAAACUUCAGGCAAAACUGCCAGGCCCUACAUGAAGACAUUUUUUGAAGAAUAUCCGACACCUUACCAUGUUUUAAACGACACUCCAGUAUCUUUAGAAAGAUUUUUUGAUAACUUGGGAUUAAGGAAAAGAGGCCACAUGAUAUGGAAGCUCAGUUAUCAGUUUAUAUCUUCAAAAUGGCGCAGGGCAAGUGACUUAUGCGGCAUAGGGAAAUACGGCGAAGACGCCUAUAGGAUAUUCUGCCUAGGACACACGGAUAUAGACCCUAAUGAUAGAUACUUAAAGUUGUAUUUAGACUGGUUAAGAGGCCACACUGAGUUUAUGGAAGAAAGUGGACAGGUGGACAGUGAAUGCGUGAUUGAAGACCCAAUUUUAAAGUAUUACAGAAUAACUUUGAGAGAUGUCAAUGCGAUUCUUCUAAAGUGACUUUAAACAAUUAAAUAAAUACUUACCUAUGUUAUAUAAGUUACAAGUGCCUAUAGUUGUUCAAUAAAUAUAUAGAAUUAUGUGUU